Sitophilus oryzae (rice weevil) is the source of this 860-nucleotide messenger RNA. RefSeq names its product mediator of RNA polymerase II transcription subunit 8 (gene MED8). Lineage: Eukaryota; Metazoa; Arthropoda; Insecta; Coleoptera; Curculionidae. Gene Ontology annotation, molecular function: transcription coregulator activity; RNA polymerase II cis-regulatory region sequence-specific DNA binding. The transcript is spliced from 4 exons. Gene Ontology annotation, cellular component: mediator complex; core mediator complex. Bases 83 to 859 code for a protein of 258 amino acids. The record is from RefSeq and is a predicted model, not a curated record. Gene Ontology annotation, biological process: regulation of transcription by RNA polymerase II.
AGAAUUUUUUAGGUUAUGUGAGAACUUUCUGUCAGUGUUUGUUUAUCAAAGAUUUAUUUGUUCUGAAAAUUAUUAAAACAAGAUGCAACAACGCGAAGAAAAACAACUAGAAUCCUCCUUAGAAUCCAUAAUUCAGCGCGUCAACGAUCUGAAAGCAUCCCUCGCUUCCAUGAUAUUUAAAAUCGAAAACGAGUACGAGUCGUUGAAUUGGCCGAAGUUUUUGGAUAAUUACGCACUAAUAUCGGGCCAGUUAAUUUCACUAUCGAAAGUCCUGAGUCAUGAAAAGUGUACAAACCUUAGAAAUCUCACCGUCCUACCUUUAAUGCUAUCGCCUGAAAGGGACGAGCAAUUAAUUCAGAUGACUGAAGGCAGAAUAACGACGUUCUCGCAUGACCUAGUUCCCGACUAUUUAAGAACCAAACUAGAACCGCUGGCUGAGAAAAAAAUGCUCCAAUUAGAACACAAGGCUCAGGGCUUACAAUACGACAACGCCCAGAAACAAAUAGCGGCCUAUCAGAAGGUAGUAACGCACGUUUGGGACAUAGUAAGCAAAGCCAGGGAAGAAUGGGAGGUUGAAGCCUCUUCCAGGGGAAACACUCAGCAAAACUCGAGCGUGGCAGACACCCACCUGCUGGUAGCGGCCGUAGGGAUGGGAAAAGGCCUUAAAAUGGGACCAAAUCCCAACGGUCAACCCAAUUCGACAUCAGGUGGCAUGAUGGUGGCGCCAGGCAGGCCUGGCGGACCCCCCGGACAGGGACCGAUACCCCCAAGCUCGCAGGCUAUGUCGAUGAGCAAGGCCCCAUCGGCUAUAAAAACUAAUAUAAAAAGUGCCGCCCAGAUGCAUCCGUAUAAUCGUUGAA